Dendrobium catenatum is the source of this 724-nucleotide messenger RNA. Its product is annotated as oxalate--CoA ligase. NCBI's taxonomy places the organism in Eukaryota, Viridiplantae, Streptophyta, Magnoliopsida, Asparagales, Orchidaceae. Gene Ontology annotation, molecular function: medium-chain fatty acid-CoA ligase activity. The record is from RefSeq and is a predicted model, not a curated record. Gene Ontology annotation, biological process: fatty acid metabolic process.
UUCUAGUUCGGAUUCCUCUGUAGAUUGUCGGCAUGGAAGAGAAAACACUCACCAGAAUCCUCAAGAGAGUCGCCGCCGACUUCCCACUCCGAACGGCCCUCUCCGUUCCCGGCAAGCUCGAAAUCACCCACAGCCGUCUCAACGACCUCGCCGACUACGCCGCCUGCCGCCUCGCCGCCGCCGGCGUUCGCCCUGGUGAUGUCAUAGCCCUCACUUUCCCAAACACGAUAGAGUUCGUGAUCAUGUUCUUGGGGGUAAUCCGCGUGCGGGCGACGGCCGCGCCGCUUAAUCCUGUUUACACUCAAGAAGAAUUCGAAUUCUUUCUCUCCGAUUCAGGAUCAAAACGGCUCGUCACGAACAAGGAAGGAAACGCGGCGGCGGAGGCCGCUGCUGCUAAGCUCGGCAUCCCCUGCGCCACCGCCGCCUUCCGCGAGCCCUCUUCUGAUAUCUUUGAGAUCGCCGGGAUGUCCCCGGCGAUCGGCGUCUGUGGCAAGGCCUCGGUCGCCGGAUUUGUGAAUGAGCCCUCCGACGUGGCACUCUUCCUUCACACCUCCGGCACCACGAGCAAGCCCAAGGGAGUUCCACUAACCCAGCAGAACCUCGCCGCCUCCGUCGAUAACAUCCGGUCCGUCUACCGGCUCACGGAGACCGAUUCGACCCUGGUCGUCCUCCCCCUCUUCCACGUCCACGGCCUCAUCGCUGGCCUCCUCGCCUCCCUCUCCGC